Messenger RNA from Kickxella alabastrina, 2222 nucleotides. Its product is annotated as succinate dehydrogenase. Gene Ontology annotation, molecular function: electron transfer activity; succinate dehydrogenase (quinone) activity; flavin adenine dinucleotide binding. The record is from RefSeq and is a predicted model, not a curated record. NCBI's taxonomy places the organism in Eukaryota, Fungi, Kickxellomycota, Kickxellomycetes, Kickxellales, Kickxellaceae. Gene Ontology annotation, biological process: tricarboxylic acid cycle; mitochondrial electron transport, succinate to ubiquinone. The transcript has 2 exons. The coding region runs from base 205 to 2133 and encodes 642 amino acids.
CGUAAUCUCUCCUACUCCUCUUACCCAGUCUGUGUGAGUUGUUCAUACUUUUUCUAUCACUCGGGUAGAUACGAAGAAACAUUUGUCAUAUCAGUCUUUUUUUUAUUCUCUCUUGUAUACGUUUUUAUUCUCUCUCUUUUGUAUUUUUUGUUUCUUAUUUUUUCUUUAACAUAGAGAUACAAGACAAGGAAAUAUUAUCAAAAAAUGUUAAACACCAGUAUUCACCAGCGCGCGGCAAAGUCUUUGGUUCAGAGCAGCCGCAAGUUCCAUUCGUCGCGCCUCGCGCAGCGCGUGCUGGGUACGCAACCGCUGCGCGCCACCGAGGCAACCAACUCGUUCUCGCCUAAAUACGAGGUGAUCGACCAUACCUACGACGCCAUUGUUCUGGGCGCCGGCGGCGCCGGGCUCCGCGCAGUCAUGGGCUUGGCCGAGGCAGGGUUCAAGACCGCCUGCGUGACAAAGCUCUUCCCCACACGCUCCCACACAGUGGCAGCACAGGGCGGCAUCAACGCGGCCCUUGGCAACAUGUCCAAGGAUGACUGGCGCUGGCACAUGUAUGAUACCGUGAAGGGAAGUGAUUGGCUCGGAGACCAAGACGCCAUCCACUAUAUGUGCCGUGAGGCGCCCAAGGCUGUCAUUGAGCUGGAGCACAUGGGGCUUCCGUUCUCGCGCACCCCCGAGGGUACUAUCUACCAGAGACCCUUUGGUGGUCAGUCGCUGGACUAUGGUAAGGGCGGGCAGGCUCGGCGCACUUGCUGUGCGGCCGACCGCACGGGCCACGCGAUGCUGCACACCAUGUACGGCAACUCGCUCAAGUACGACGCGACCUUCUUUGUCGAGUACUUUGGCAUGGAUCUUCUGAUGGAGGACGGUGUUUGCCGCGGUGUCCUGGCGCUGAACCAGGAGGACGGCACCCUGCACCGCAUCCGCGCCCACAACACGGUCAUCGCCACGGGCGGCUACGGGCGCGCGUACUUCUCGGCGACCUCCGCGCACACCUGCACGGGUGACGGCAUGGCCAUGGUGUCGCGUGCCGGUCUGCCUCUGCAGGAUCUCGAGUUCGUGCAGUUCCAUCCUACGGGUAUCUACGGCUCCGGGUGCCUGAUGACCGAGGGCUGCCGCGGUGAGGGUGGCUACCUGGUGAACUCCGAGGGCGAGCGCUUCAUGGAGCGCUACGCGCCGACGGCCAAGGACCUGGCAUCGCGCGAUGUUGUUUCGCGGUCGAUGACCAUGGAGAUCCGCGAGGGCCGCGGUGUCGGCCCCGAUAAGGACCACAUCUACCUGCAGCUCAACCACCUGCCCCCAGAUGUGCUCGCCGAGCGCCUGCCGGGUAUCUCGGAGACUGCCGGUAUUUUCGCUGGCGUCGACGUCACCAAGGAGCCGAUCCCAGUGCUGCCCACUGUGCACUACAACAUGGGCGGUAUCCCCACGCGGUACACCGGCGAGGUCCUGCGCCAGAGCGCCGACGGUAAGGAUGAGGUUGUGCCCGGUCUGUACGCCGCCGGCGAGGCCGCCUGCGUCUCCGUUCACGGCGCCAACCGGCUCGGCGCCAACUCGCUCCUCGACCUCGUGGUCUUUGGCCGCGCCGUUGCCCACGACAUUGCAGCCAAGUUCGAGCGCAACCAGCCGCACAAGGAGAUCGACGCCAAGGUUACCCACCAGUCGAUCAAGGACCUGGACUACGCGCGUACGGCCAACGGUAAGCACACGACAGCAGAGGUGCGCCUCAAGAUGCAGAAGACCAUGCAGAACCACGCUGCCGUUUUCCGCACCCAGGAUGUCAUGGAGGAGGGUGUCAAGAUGAUGGGUGAUGUGUCGCAGCUCUACAAUGAUGUGCGUGUCUCUGACCGCUCGAUGAUCUGGAACUCGGAUCUUAUUGAGACCCUGGAGCUGCGUAACCUGCUUACGUGCGCGUCGCAGACUAUUACUUCGGCGGUGGCGCGGAAGGAGUCUCGCGGCGCUCAUGCGCGCGAGGACUUCCCGGAUCGCGAUGAUAAGGUGUGGAUGAAGCAUUCGUUGUCGUACCAGGCGGAUGUCGAUAAGCCCGUGGAGCUCAAGUACCGCAGUGUCGUGGCGAAUACUUUGGAUGAGAAUGAGUGCAAGGCUGUUCCUCCUUUCAAGCGCGUCUACUGAAGAUGCUCACCUCCCCCUUUUCUCUCUAUCUCUUUCUUUUUAUUUCCAAGUAUUUCUUUACACAUAAAAAAAAUCAAAUCAAUUCACGU